This is a messenger RNA of Osmerus eperlanus (European smelt), 1032 nucleotides long. RefSeq names its product secreted frizzled-related protein 5-like. Gene Ontology annotation, biological process: non-canonical Wnt signaling pathway; canonical Wnt signaling pathway. NCBI's taxonomy places the organism in Eukaryota, Metazoa, Chordata, Actinopteri, Osmeriformes, Osmeridae. Gene Ontology annotation, molecular function: Wnt-protein binding. The transcript has a single exon. The record is from RefSeq and is a predicted model, not a curated record. The annotation marks the transcript as partial.
GGAGAGCACCGGAGCCAAGGAGAGAGGCAGAAAGAGACAUCACACACAGCAGAGAUAGAGGCAGGCGCACGGAGCAACUGUUGCUUUCAACUUUUCACUCGUCCUCUUCUGCUCUCCUUGCACAGCUUGGACACACACUCUCUCUCACACGCACACACACUCUCUCUCUCUCACACGCACAAACACACACACACACACGCUCUCUCUCUCUCUUUCAAACGCACAAACUCACACACACGCAAGCACACUUCAACCACGGAGCGAGCGUCCAGCGCAGGGCUGAGAGGACAGUCUGUAAAGAGAGGCAGAAAGGAAUAGACACUCUGCUGUUUAAUCCUCAGGGAGGGGGAGAAGAAGGAUUAACAUUUUCUUCUCCGGCACUCUUUUUUUCCCUCCUUCUCUCCAUUUUCGUUGAGUCACUGGGGACCUUUAGGAUAUCUUCUCCCUCCUCCUCCUCCUCCUGUCUUCCACUCUGCUCCCCCAGCAUGGCAAGGGGACACCGAAGCCGCCAGGCCGCGGGCCUGCCCUGCUCCCUCCUUCCCCUCCUCCUCCUCCUCCUCCUCUCCCCCACCUGCUCCUCGGCGGCGGACGAGUACGACUACUACAGCUGGCAGUCGGACAACUUCCACAACGGCCGCUUCUACACCAAGCAGCCGCAGUGCGUGGACAUCCCGGCCGACGUGCGCCUGUGCCACAACGUGGGCUACAAGAAGAUGCGUCUGCCCAACCUGCUGGACCACGAGACCAUGCCCGAGGUGAAGCAGCAGGCCGGGAGCUGGGUGCCCCUCCUGGCCAAGCGGUGCCACGGAGACACGCAGGUGUUCCUGUGCUCGCUGUUCGCUCCCGUGUGUCUGGACCGGCCCAUCUACCCGUGCCGCUCGCUGUGCGAGGCGGUGAGGGACAGCUGCGCUCCUGUCAUGGAGACCUACGGCUUCCCCUGGCCAGAGAUGCUGACCUGCGACAAGUUCCCCAUCGACAACGACCUGUGCAUCCCCAUGCAGUUCUCAGGGAACCCGGCCACGCCACCUACAG